GGAGGCGGGGCGGCCGGGGCCGCCUUCCCGGGCGCGAUCCCCUAGCGCAGCACCCAGCGCUGCCGAACCACCUCCCCCGCUGCCCGCUAGCAAGUUUGGCAGCUUCGUGCCCGGCGCGCCUCGGGAUCGAGGCGCAUUUGUUUCCUCCUGGAUUCCGCGCGCCCCGUUAGGCGGGGACCCUCGGGAGCGAUGCCGAGGGAUGUGAUUUUAGUUGUGUGGUUCUGCGUGUGCACCGCCAGGACAGUGGUGGGAUUCGGGACGGACCCUGACCUGCAGGUGGAUAUUAUCGCUGAGCUCGACCUCGUGAACACCACCACUGGCGUCACUCAGGUGUCCGGACUGCACAAUGCCAGCAAAGCGUAUUUAUUUCAAGAAACAGAAAGAGAGAUCCAUGCAGCCCCUCAUGUGAGUGAGAAGUUAAUCCAGCUGUUCCGGAAUAAGAGCGAAUUCACCUUUUUGGCCACUAUACAGCAAAAGCCAUCGACUUCAGGAGUGAUCCUCUCCAUUCGAGAGCUAGAACACAGCUAUUUUGAACUAGAGAGCAGUGGUCUGAGGGAUGAGAUCCGAUAUCACUAUAUACAUAACGGGAAGCCCAGGACCGAGGCGCUUCCAUACCGGAUGGCAGAUGGACAGUGGCACAAGGUCGCUUUGUCAAUUAGUGCCUCUCAUCUCCUGCUCCACGUCGACUGCAACAGGAUUUAUGAACGUGUGAUAGACCCUCCUGAAACCAACCUUCCCCCAGGAAGCAAUGUAUGGCUUGGUCAACGCAAUCAAAAGCAUGGCUUAUUCAAAGGAAUCAUCCAAGAUGGGAAAAUCAUCUUUAUGCCAAAUGGAUACAUAACUCAAUGUCCGAACCUAAAUCGCACUUGUCCAACUUGCAGUGAUUUCUUAAGCCUGGUGCAAGGAAUAAUGGAUUUGCAAGAGCUUUUGGCCAAGAUGACUGCAAAAUUAAAUUACGCAGAGACGAGACUUAAUCAAUUGGAAAACUGUCAUUGUGAGAAGACGUGUCAAGUGAGUGGACUUCUCUAUAGAGACCAAGACUCCUGGGUUGAUGGCGAUCACUGCAGGAACUGCACAUGCAAAAGUGGUGCUGUCGAAUGUCGAAGGAUGUCCUGUCCCCCUCUCAAUUGCUCCCCAGACUCCCUCCCCGUGCACAUUGCUGGCCAGUGUUGUAAGGUCUGCCGACCAAAAUGCAUCUAUGGAGGAAAAGUCCUUGCAGAAGGCCAGCGGAUUUUAACUAAGAGCUGCCGUGAAUGCAGAGGUGGAGUUUUAGUAAAAAUUACAGAUGCAUGCCCUCCUUUGAACUGCUCAGAAAAGGACCACAUUCUCCCAGAGAAUCAGUGCUGCAGUGUCUGUCGAGGUCAUAACUUUUGUGCAGAAGGACCUACAUGUGGUGAAAACUCGGAGUGUAAAAACUGGAAUACAAAAGCUACUUGUGAGUGCAAGAAUGGCUACAUUUCUGUCCAGGGAGACUCUGCCUACUGCGAAGAUAUUGAUGAGUGUGCAGCUAAGAUGCAUUACUGUCAUGCCAAUACUGUGUGUGUCAACUUGCCUGGGUUAUAUCGCUGUGACUGUGUCCCGGGAUACAUUCGCGUGGAUGACUUCUCCUGUACAGAGCAUGAUGAAUGCGGCAGCGGGCAGCACAACUGUGACGAGAAUGCCAUCUGCACCAACACUGUCCAGGGACACAGCUGCACCUGCAAACCGGGCUAUGUAGGAAAUGGGACCAUCUGCAGAGCUUUCUGCCAAGAGGGCUGCAGGUACGGUGGAACAUGUGUGUCUCCUAACAAAUGCGUCUGUCCUUCUGGAUUCACAGGAAGCCACUGUGAGAAAGAUAUUGAUGAAUGCACAGAGGGAAUCAUUGAGUGCCACAACCAUUCCCGCUGCGUUAACCUGCCAGGGUGGUACCACUGUGAGUGCAGAAGCGGUUUCCAUGACGAUGGGACCUAUUCACUGUCCGGGGAGUCCUGUAUUGAUAUUGAUGAAUGUGCCUUAAGAACCCAUACCUGUUGGAAUGAUUCUGCCUGCAUCAACCUGGCAGGGGGCUUUGACUGCCUCUGUCCCUCUGGGCCCUCCUGCUCUGGUGACUGCCCUCAUGAAGGAGGACUGAAGCGCAAUGGACAAGUGUGGACCUUGAAAGAAGACAGGUGCUCUGUCUGUUCCUGCAAGGAUGGAAAGAUCUUCUGCCGACGGACAGCUUGUGAUUGCCAGAAUCCAAGCGUUGACCUUUUCUGUUGCCCAGAGUGUGACACCAGGGUCACAAGCCAAUGUUUAGAUCAAAAUGGACACAAGCUCUAUCGAAGUGGAGACAAUUGGACUCAUAGCUGCCAGCAGUGCCGGUGUCUGGAAGGAGAGGUAGACUGUUGGCCACUCACUUGCCCCAAUCUGAGCUGUGAGUACACAGCCAUGUUGGAAGGGGAGUGUUGUCCCCGCUGUGUCAGUGACCCCUGCCUGGCUGAUAACAUUGCCUACGACAUCAGAAAAACUUGUCUGGACAGCUAUGGCAUUUCAAGGCUGAGCGGCGCAGUGUGGACAAUGGCUGGAUCUCCCUGCACAACUUGCAAAUGCAAGAAUGGAAGUGUCUGCUGUUCUGUGGAUUUGGAGUGUCUUCAUAAUAAUUGAAGUAUUUAAAAUGGACUCAUCAUUGCGGGAGAAAAAUGGACGAAGUGACCAUCCAGCAUGGUGAAGAACAGGAAUUGGUGUUUUGUUUCGUUUUUUACCACAAUUACCAAAGUCUCCAUCUGAGGAAGGUGUUUGGGGGUUGCCUUUUGGAUCUAUCACUUUGUUCAUUCUUGCUAACCUAGUCUAGGUGACCUACAGUGGUUGUUAUAAGAAGUUUCCCGUGUUGUAAAUCACGUUUCCCUCAUCAAAUCAUUUGCAAAUACAUUUAAAUGAUCUCAUGGUAAAUGUUGAUGUGUUUUUUGGUUUAUUUUGUGUACUAACAUAAUAGAGACUCAGCUCUUUUUAUUUUUUUUCUUGAGUUUUGGAUCAAAUUCUACAAAUAAAGUUGCCUGUUGUGA
Leopardus geoffroyi (Geoffroy's cat) is the source of this 3020-nucleotide messenger RNA. It is a transcript of the gene NELL1, whose product is annotated as neural EGFL like 1. The record is from RefSeq and is a predicted model, not a curated record. Gene Ontology annotation, molecular function: protein binding; calcium ion binding. Lineage: Eukaryota; Metazoa; Chordata; Mammalia; Carnivora; Felidae. Bases 190 to 2622 code for a protein of 810 amino acids. The transcript is spliced from 20 exons.